AUGGAACAACAUAAAUAAUAUUGCAAAAUUUCAAAAUAGGAUAGAAGAUAAAUUAUACAUGAAGUACUUGUAAAUAAGAGAUUAAUACUUGAAGUAAUUCUUUUUAAAUAUCAUAGGUUGCAAGGGAAUUCAAAGUUUUACCAUCAACUUGCAAAUCCAUAAUUAAUACAUAUAUUAAAGAAGGUAGAAUAGGAAAAAAAGAAAGAAGAAUUAGAAAAUUAAAAAAAGUAACUGCAAUUUACACAAUAACAUUAAAUCCAUUAAAUCCACUUUCAUCAACAAUAUAAACUGAAUGUGAAAUUGCAGAAGUUGAAUAACCAUCCCUAUAGAGCAAUACAUAAUAAUAAGAGCUUCCUUAGAAAAAACCAUAUGAUUUCUUAAGUUAAUGGACUGAAAACUACAUUCAAGAAUACAAAAAAUACAAAUUUGGUGCAAAAUAUCUUUGAGAAUUCGAUUUUAAUAAUAUA
Paramecium primaurelia is the source of this 467-nucleotide messenger RNA. Lineage: Eukaryota; Ciliophora; Oligohymenophorea; Peniculida; Parameciidae. The record is from the annotation of a GenBank genome assembly.